CUUUCUCGUACGGAAUCUCCUACGGCAAACAAGCGUACGAGUGAGUGACCAUGGGGAACAUAACCUUAAACCUUAAACUUUUUAAAUUUGUAUGCACACGCUUUCCUACAUGAUGUUUCAGUUCCUACGCUCAUUUUAAAUUUACCGAGCAAUUCAUGCGUCAAUGUUGUGAGGAUAUGGCCAAGUACGGAGACGUCUCUUGUCCUACGAAUGUUAAACCUCGUCAUGUAACUGUUAUUUUAAAUCCAGCCGCCAAGAAGAGAAAGGCCAAGAAAUUAUUUCAGAAGUAUUGCGAGCCGCUGUUGCACCUGGCCGGUAUCUCGGUAACCAUUAUCGACACGCAAUCGGGAAGCCAUACACGUAAUGUAAUAACAAGUCUAGAAACACCUACCGAUGCUAUUAUUGUGGCAGGAGGCGAUGGUACCCUGUCGGACGUUGUAACUGGUUUGAUGAGAAAAUACGAGUCUAAUCUUCAUUUGGUUAGACAGUGUCCUAUUGGCAUUUUGCCGUUGGGAAACACAAACACAAUUGCGAGUACGUUUUAUCGUAGAUAUGAGAAUUUAAUAGAUAUACACCACAUGAUCGACGCGACAAUGGCAGUCAUUAAGAGUAAUCUCAAAUCGAUAGACACCAUUGAGAUAAAAUUGCUGGACAAUGAUACAGAAAAUCCCAUAAAGCCAGUUUAUGCUGUCGGAGGUAUAGAAUGGGGAGCCUGGAGUGAUGCACACGCACGCAUUGACAAGUAUUGGUAUUGGGGUGCCUUACGCAAGUAUGUGGCUUAUGUGUUUAGUGGUUACAAAUCAGACUUGAAUUGGAACUGCAAUGCAGUAAUGAAAUAUACAAAUCCAUGCAAGGGAUGUUCAUCUUGUUACUCUAAAAAUUUCUUUCGCGAUCAAUCUAUGUAUUCGAAUAGGAGAUGGUGGCAUGUAUUUUUGCCAAAGAGACAAACAUUUAAAUAUGACAAUCACAUUGAUUAUAGUAAAGUGGUAAAUAAAGAUUGUGGCAAAUUUUACGAAAUGUUUAUUUCAACAACAGAAUUGUGUAUAAAAACCAAAAAUUUGCCAAUUCAAUCAACACCUUCAUUAAAAGUAAAUCUAGGGCCAGAAAAUAUUAGUUACACCGCAUUUGUUGAGAAAGGAUGGAAACGAGAAAAAGACAAUGAAUUACCGAUUGAUUCAAUAUUAGAGGCGAGGGAUAUUGAAUUACACCCUGAAACAACGUAUAAAGAUCGCAUGUUUUAUAUUGAUCACGAAGAAUACGAAUUGAAGCCAAUUCAAAUAAAAUUACUCCCCCAGUCUGUAACAAUUUUCUGUCCUGAGACAAGUAGUUAAUGAUACUUAAAAACAAUUAAAAAUUACUUUGCGCAGCAUCUAAUGCUCAUAUCACAAUGAUGUUCGCCUAAAAAUAGAUGGAAAAGGUAUGAUAAAACAUUGUUGAACAAAGUGUUAUAUAAAAAAUGAUUUAAUAUAUCUUUUUUAUAAAAAAAAUAAUUUAUUACCGGGUACAAAAAUAUUUUAACUAUAACAAUUGUUAAUUUGUAUAUAAUACAUUCAUGAACUAGCAUAAUGUCCAAUACAAUCCUCGU
Molecule: messenger RNA, 1585 nt
Organism: Monomorium pharaonis (pharaoh ant)
Lineage: Eukaryota; Metazoa; Arthropoda; Insecta; Hymenoptera; Formicidae
Gene: Mulk
Product: acylglycerol kinase, mitochondrial
Exons: 8
Coding region: 156-1331 (391 amino acids)
Biological process (GO): ceramide biosynthetic process; protein insertion into mitochondrial inner membrane
Cellular component (GO): mitochondrion; TIM22 mitochondrial import inner membrane insertion complex
Molecular function (GO): ceramide kinase activity; acylglycerol kinase activity; ATP-dependent diacylglycerol kinase activity
Source: RefSeq, a predicted model, not a curated record